This is a messenger RNA of Rhodamnia argentea, 1465 nucleotides long. RefSeq names its product probable methylenetetrahydrofolate reductase. The record is from RefSeq and is a predicted model, not a curated record. Bases 97 to 1161 code for a protein of 354 amino acids. NCBI's taxonomy places the organism in Eukaryota, Viridiplantae, Streptophyta, Magnoliopsida, Myrtales, Myrtaceae. The transcript is spliced from 6 exons. Gene Ontology annotation, biological process: tetrahydrofolate interconversion. Gene Ontology annotation, molecular function: methylenetetrahydrofolate reductase [NAD(P)H] activity; FAD binding. Gene Ontology annotation, cellular component: cytosol.
UCUCUAACCCCUACCCCAACGGUGUCGGUGUUGCGUGACCGCCUCUGAGAAAAUCGCGUUCUUCUCGUCCGUUUCCUGCAUUGAGGGAGGGGGGAGAUGAAGGUGGUGGACAAGAUCAGAGAGGCCGUCGUGGCGUGUGAGCGCGGCGGCGAAGCCAACAGCGGGAGGAACAGGAGGGAGGCCGUGUUCUCGUUGGAGUUCUUCACGCCGAGGAAGGCGUCCGAGGUGGACCACCUGCUGGGACUCAUCGGCCGCCUGGUUGCCCGCGGGCCGGCGUUCUGCGACCUCACGUGGCGGUCCGGCAGCUUGGCCACCGACGACCUUACCCUGGAAGUGACGGCGAAGAUGCAGAACGCAGUCCCCGUGGAGACGAUGAUGCACCUCGCCUGCACCAACAUGCCCGUCCAGAGGAUUGAUCGCGCCCUGGAGAGGAUCAAGUCCGACGGCGUCCAGAACGUGCUCGCCCUCCGCGGGGACCCGCCGAACGGCCAGGACAAGUUCGUCCCGGUCCCGGACGGCUUCGCCAGCGCCCUCGAGUUGGUGGAACACAUCAAAGCCAAAUAUGGGGAUUACUUUGGCAUUACUGUUGCUGGCUAUCCAGAGGGCCAUCCUGAUGUCAUAGGAAGCGAAGGCGUGGCCUCUGAUGAUGCUUACCAGAAUGAGCUCGCCUACUUGAAGCGAAAGGUGGAUGCUGGAGCAGACCUCAUAAUCACUCAACUGUUUUUUGACACCGAUAUUUUCCUCAAGUUUGUGAACAAUUGCCGCCAAGUUGGAAUAACUUGCCCCAUUGUUCCUGGCAUCAUGCCGAUCGCCACAUAUAAGGGGUUCGUGCGCAUGACCGGUAUAUGCAAAACAAAGAUACCAGCUGAAGUCUCCGCUGCUUUGGAACCGAUAAAGCAUAAUGAUGAGGCUGUUAGGAACUACGGAAUUCACCUUGGAACAGAAAUGUGCAAGAAAAUUUUGGCUAGUGGAAUCAAGACUCUACACAUGUAUACAUUCAACAAGGAAGUGUCGGCCUUGGCGAUACUAAUGAAUCUUGGCUUGAUUGAAGAGUCCGGAGUUUCAAGGUCUCUUCCUCAGAGACAUCCUUCGAAGGUCCUUCCUGUUGAGGAGGAUCAACACCCCAAUUCUGGUACUAAGGAGGCCAAGAAAAAGUUUUAGCGUCAUUCCACUGGAAAACACCGUGCAAUUCUUUGAUGCAACAAAUUAUUGGCGUCUUGACUGUAGGACGAGUCCAAAGCGCUAACAUUUCAAGGCCAUGGAAUCAGACCAAUGCCCUCUCAAAUGGGGUGAUUUAGGAGCAACUAGAACCAGAGCGCAAGUCUCCUUUCGAAUUCAGGUCAUUGUAUCAUUUCUUCGCUAAAAAAGAGAAUUACAUAGUUACAUUGGAACUUAAACAUUCAUCUACAAAGAUAGGUAUGUAAAUUCACGUGUUGAUUAAUUGAUGUGGAAGACGUUGCCAAGA